UGGGCAUUCGGCGGCGUUUUGCGUUUAGUUGAAGUUCUUCUCUCUUAUUCAACGGUACUUACUUGCUGUGUUUUUUCGUGGCUGGAUUUCCUUUGGUAUAUUUUUGUUGUUGUUGUUGGAAUUGAAUACUUACAACUGCCGUGUUGUAUUAAGUAAUCCGAAUAAUAAGAAGUUUAUUUAAUCGAAUCUUGUAAUAACUUAAGACGUGUAAUCGUGCAUUAAAGUUUUGUCCAUACAUCUUAAACAUCAUCAACAAACAUGUGCAACCUCAGGAAAGCCUCAUCCGCCCUUCAAAAACUCUUCGUUUGCAGUUCAUUGAAAUAUGGACAACCAAAUCAUUCAAUUCUAGCAAAUCCCGCAAAUGGUUAUGCUAAAUUUUGGUGUCGAGCAACAACAACAGAAAAACUUCCAUUGGUCAUUGCAACACGUUAUAGCAUUCCAUUUUUAUUGAAUAAGCCCGGUGUUGGAUAUUAUGUCUCAGGUGAAAUUUAUGAAGUUGACAAUAAAAUGCUUAAAGUAUUGGAUAAUUUAGAAGACUGUCAAGAUAUUUAUUCAAGGGAAAUGCAUAAUAUGAAUAUUGGUAUUGGAGAGGGGGAUGUUCCAUGCUGGGUGUACCUUUUACAAAAGUAUCCCGAAAAACUUUUGUCACUUAAGUUCUUGUCAUCGUACGAAAAUGGCGCUGAACAUCCCUACGUGACAAGAAACAAAAGAACACACAAGCAUCCGGCUAAUGAAGAUCUUGCCUAUACAGUGGGAGCUUAAAUUUAUUAAGGAGGAGAAUUUUCAAUUCAAGUUGAUAAGUGGAUAUAUUAUUUAAAUGAAAGCUCAGCACAUUAUACAAAAGUAAAAGAGUGCAUUUAUUUAGUUUA
Molecule: messenger RNA, 869 nt
Organism: Eupeodes corollae
Lineage: Eukaryota; Metazoa; Arthropoda; Insecta; Diptera; Syrphidae
Gene: Tina-1
Product: troponin C-akin-1 protein
Exons: 3
Coding region: 259-762 (167 amino acids)
Molecular function (GO): gamma-glutamylaminecyclotransferase activity
Source: RefSeq, a predicted model, not a curated record